UUUUGUAUUACACUAAACUGGUCACUCUGAUUUUUGCCCUUCCAUCACUGAAAAGCCACCGCUUGUCUUAUUAUUUUUUCGCCGAAAAUAUAAAAGUUGUUUUCCUUCGCAUAUCUAGUAAAGUUUGGAAUUAUAGAUAUUGCGCAGCGCGCGUAAACAAACUAAGUAGCCAUGGACAUCGAGCUAAGUCUGGACGAAAUCAUAGAGCGAAAGCGCUCUCAAGGAGGAGGCCGUCCAAUUGACAAGAAGUUUACGGCGAGCUUUACAAAGCAGCGUCCUAGAUUGCUUAAUAAACCGGCAUUUAAGGCUGGACCAGGACCAGGGGGCAUGCAGUUGGAUCAGCCGGUGCCGCGCUCUUUUGAUGCUCGAAACAAAAUUAUUCAGAAGACACGUGCCAAGAUUGCGGAUGCCCGCGAAAUACUCAACCAAAACAUGCGAGAGUCGGGCAUCGAUGCUCGUCAGCUACUGCUCGAGCGUAAGAAGGAGCGUCCGAUUGAUGUGAACGAGGAAUCCUUGUCCCUGCCGCCUGAGUUAUCGUCUCGUAAUGCUCGUAGCAUCUCUCGUCAUGCUCGAGGAGUGGGCGUCCACAUGGGUCAUUUUGGACAGCGCACCAUCACCAUGUCUGACCGGCCUGGUGGGGUUAUCGAGGCUGCCUACGAUUCCGAGUCUGAUGACGACCGCGGUCCUCCGACGCGCCGCUUGGAGCGCCCCUUUAACGCAACCAAAUUGAACCCGGCUGCCAAGGCAUUUGUACCUCGCGGCUAUGUGGAUCACGAUAAUAUGCAAGAACUGGAAGAGGAGGAAAUAAGCCGCACUUUGCAUUUUGGAAACUAUACUAACCAGCCGCCAGCACGCUACACUUUUGGUGGCUACGAUUUAAAUCGGGACGACGACGUGGAGAUGUCCACGGCUCCGCUAAAGAACAACAUUGCCAAUGACCCGUUUGCCAUAUACGAGGCGGCUCGCAAUCGCAUCGAGCGCCCCUCGCUGCCAUCCCCGCUAAUUGUGGGCCGUUCUGAUACGGUUGAUAAGCUUUUUGAGCGCCGCCAGCGUAACAUGGUGGCCACUACCAAUCUUCCGGAGUCGCUGCGUGCUCGGUUGUUUGGCGGCGAACCGGAUCGUCGUGUCUCUCAUGGGAUCUAUGCCAAUGAAAACAGGAAUCGGGCUAGUGCAAGACAGGUCAUCCCCAGAGGUGGACGUGGCGGCGCCGGUGGUGGUGGACGUACUGGCAGCGGUGGCGGCAGCGGUGUCGGUGGCUCUUCUGGCUCUACUUUGACCCAAUCGAUAUCUUCGCGUCGUUCUCCACCCCUGGGUGCGGCCAACAACAAGGCUGGCUACCGUCUUCUAGUCAGCAACUUACAUGCGAAUGUAACUACGGCUGAUAUUCGGGAGCUAUUCAACGACAUUGGUCCCAUGUACGAUGCCCAUGUGGUCCGCCCCGGUACUGCCGAGGUGAUAUACAAGACUUUGGAGCACGCCGAAAUGGCUGUGGAGGCGUACCACCAUCGCGAGUUCGAUGACCAGCCAAUGCAUUGUGUGCUGGUCAAUCCGCACUCGUCCAAUCGAUCCUCGCACUCGGCAAGCUCACGCACAGUGACUACAAAUUCCUCCGGCGUGGAGGUGGACAUUGAUGCGCUCCAUUCGGUGCUUUUCCGGGACCGCUAGGCCGUUUUUCCUACCUGGCCAGCUGCAGCAAUUAUGUAACGCAAAAUAGGAAAUUUUCCAGCUAGACUAACUAUAUACAACAGCAUCCAGCAUCCAAAAUAUUGCGCAUCAUACUCAAAUGCAUCAUCUCUUUAGCUCUAAGACUUUCAGGCGCUGUCCGCAACUCAUGAGACGACGAAAAGAAAGAACGACGUAGCGUUUUUUUUCCAUUCAGUAAACAACAAGAAGAAAUA
Drosophila ananassae is the source of this 1898-nucleotide messenger RNA. RefSeq lists its product as uncharacterized. NCBI's taxonomy places the organism in Eukaryota, Metazoa, Arthropoda, Insecta, Diptera, Drosophilidae. Gene Ontology annotation, biological process: mRNA export from nucleus. Gene Ontology annotation, molecular function: mRNA binding. The transcript has 4 exons. The coding region runs from base 172 to 1665 and encodes 497 amino acids. Gene Ontology annotation, cellular component: nucleus. The record is from RefSeq and is a predicted model, not a curated record.